Saprolegnia parasitica CBS 223.65 is the source of this 3846-nucleotide messenger RNA. RefSeq lists its product as hypothetical. NCBI's taxonomy places the organism in Eukaryota, Oomycota, Saprolegniomycetes, Saprolegniales, Saprolegniaceae. The transcript has 2 exons. The record is from RefSeq and is a predicted model, not a curated record. Gene Ontology annotation, biological process: actin filament organization; vesicle transport along actin filament. Gene Ontology annotation, cellular component: vesicle; cytoplasm; myosin complex. Bases 10 to 3846 code for a protein of 1278 amino acids. Gene Ontology annotation, molecular function: microfilament motor activity; actin filament binding; ATP binding.
CUUGGGCGCAUGGAGAUCGGAACCCCGGUGUGGGUCCUCGCCGAGGACUGGGUCUGGCGCCGGGCCGUGGUCCAUGCGACGACGCCGACGAGCCUCGGCUGUCGGCUCACGGACGCCAUCGACGAGGCCUCGCGCGUCCUCGCCUUCCCGGCGUCGGCCGUCGGUAGCAAGGUCUUUGUCUGCAACCCGAUCGAGCAGCGCGAGCUUGGCGUCGAGGACCUCACGGCGCUCGUGCACCUGCACGAGCCUGCGAUCCUGCAUACGCUCAAGGUGCGCUUUAUGAAGCGAGAGAUCUACACGAGCACGGGCUCGAUCCUUGUCGCGGUCAACCCGUUCCAGGCGCUCUCACUCUACGACGAGCCGAUCAAGGCGCGCUACAUUGCGCAUGGCAGCCGCGCUGCCAACGGCGAAAAGCUCGCCCCGCUACCACCGCACGUGUAUGCGGUCUCGGACAAGGCCUUCCGCGACAUGAACAUGCCCACCGACGCGACCUGCAACCAGAGCAUCCUCGUCAGCGGCGAGUCGGGCGCGGGCAAGACCGAGACGACCAAGAUCAUCAUGAACUACCUCGCGUCCGUCUCGUCGGCCACGACCAACGAUACGCACAUUCCUGAGCGUGAGAACGUGCGCAACCGCGUGCUCGAGUCCAAUCCGAUCCUCGAAGCCUUUGGCAACGCCCGGACCAACCGCAACAACAACUCGUCGCGCUUUGGCAAGUUCAUUCGCCUCGGCUUUGACCGCAGCGGGUCGCUUCUUGGCGCGUCCAUCUCGACGUACCUCCUCGAGCGCGUCCGGCUCGUGUCGCAGUCAAUCGGCGAGCGCAACUACCACAUCUUUUACGAGCUCUUACGUGGCGCAACGCCCGACGAGCUCGCUGCGCUGCGCUUGACGCGCAUCGAGGACUACAAGUACCUCAACAGCAGCCAGUGCUACGACCGUCGCGACGGCGUCGACGACGGCGACCAGUACACCAAGACGCGCCACGCCAUGACAACGAUCGGCAUGGCGGAUGACGAGCAGUGGAGCGUGCUCGAGCUCGUGGCCGCGGUGCUGCAUCUGGGCAACGUCGAGCUCGUCAAGAAGGGCGGUGAAGAGAGCCAAUGCAGCGACGGGAGCGCGCCGCUGCUCUCGACGCUGGCGACCCUCCUUGGCAUCGACGCGAGCAUCAUUGAGAAAGGCCUGACGACCAAGAAAAUCAAGGUCGGUGGCGAGGUCAUCACCAAGGGGCUCACGGUGCUCGAAGCGGCGACCAGUCGCGACGCGGUGGCCAAGACCAUCUAUGCCCGUGUGUUCGACUGGCUCGUCGACCGCAUCAACCAGAGCAUCAGCUACGACGCGUCAGCGUCCGUCCAAAGCGCGCACUCGCGCUUCAUCGGCAUUUUCGCGACCAACUCGCUCGAGCAGCUCUGCAUCAACUUUGCCAACGAGAAGCUCCAGCAGCUCUUCGCCAAGUACGUGUUCGAGAUGGAGCAGAAGGAGUACGCGGCCGAAGCGAUUCCGUGGACGUUUGUCGAGUACCCGAAUAAUGACGCGUGCGUGGCCAUGUUUGAGGCGCGGCCCAUCGGUCUCUUCUCGCUGCUGGACGAGCAGUGCGUUAUUCCCAGAGGCAACGACGCGGCGCUGGCGGCCAAGUACUACGACGUGUUUUCUUCGCACGCGCACCUAUCGUCGACCAAGCUCCAGCGCGGGCAGACGCAGUUUACGAUCGCGCACUACGCCGGCGACGUCGUCUACACGGCGACGGGGUUCAUUGAGAAGAACAAGGACAGCGUGCACGUCGAGGCCCUCGAGCUCCUCGGCACCUCAUCCAAGGCGUUCGUGACGCACCUAUUCGCAGGCGACGGGUCGCUGCGCCGGUCCACUGCGCUGUCGCUCAAGGCCGACUCGCCGCCGCGCCGGUCGACGAACGCGGCGUCCUCGGUCGUCCUCAAGUUCAAGUCGGAGCUCUCGACGCUGCUGGAGCUCCUGCACGCGACCGUGCCGCACUUCAUCCGGUGCAUCAAGCCCAACGACGAGCUCGACCCGCACGCGUUUGACGACGUGCGGGUCGUCGAGCAGCUGCGGUGCUCGGGCGUCCUCGAAGCCGUCAAGAUCUCCCGGUCCGGGUACCCCGUGCGCAUGCUCCACUCCACGUUUCUGCAGCACUACCGGUGUCUCUCGCCCAGCGCCGCCAUGUCGUUGGAACUGCUCUUGCUGACGCUGCUGCCGACGCCUAACGCGUUCCGCGUCGGGUUGACCAAAGUGUUUUUACUCCAAGGUGCGUACGAAGACCUGAACCGGUGCAAGAUCCACGUCCAGGCGUCGGCCGUGCUCUGCCUCCAGCGUUACGCCCGCGGCCUCCUCGCUCGGACUCGGUACCACCGACAAGUGGCCGCGAUCCGAACGCUGCAGCGGGCCGUGCGCCGGCGCCGGGCACUGCAGCACGCCCGCCGGCGCCAACGCCAGUCGCGUGGCAGCGUCUGCAUCCAGGCGCAUUGGCGCGGGUACCGCGCGCGGUCCGUGCACCAGUGCCGCGUGCGGGCCGUGCGCCUCUUGCAGCGGAUGUGGCGCGGCCACCGCGGCCGGGUCUCGGCGGCGCAGAUGCGGCGCCAGCUCCAAGCCGAAGCCAUCAUCGAGCGCGCGCUGCUCAAGCAAAAGGCCGACGAAGAAGCCAACCGACUGAAGAAGGCACGCGAGAUGGAGAUCAAGGCCGCGGCGCUCAUUCCGCUUGGGACCGACCCGGCGUUCUCGGCCAAGAUGGGGCCGCUCUUGCCGGCGCUCGGGCGACCGCUGCUCCAGACGCCCGUGGUCUUUGAAGAGUUUAGCUCGUCGGACGAAGAGGACGACGGUGGCGUCGCGAAGGGCGGUCGUCGGUCGUCGUCGACGGCCUCGACGCAAGAGUCCAAGUCGACGACGUCGGAAAACGAGUACGAGAUCAACUGGGAGUGCGGCAUGCUCGGCCUCUACUUUGAGAGCGACGAGGUCUCCGGUCUCCCGGUCGUUCGCCGCGUGCACGAGACGCUGAGCACGUGCGCCGACAUUUUCGACGUCUCGCCGGGCGACAUCCUCCUCUCGGUGGGCGGGAAGCGCGUGCACAACAACGACAUUCGGCACAUUCUGCGGCUGCUCCAAGACAUUGACAAGCCGGUCGCUUUGCGCUUCCAGCGGACGACCAACUCGGAGACGGUCCGCGAGCCGUCGCUCAUGAGCGACGAGUACGAAGUGCUCUGGCGCGACAACGUGCCCCUCGGUCUUGGCUUCAAGCCCGACAAGAAGAAGGAGAUGCCAAGCGUCUCGAAAUGCCGGGGCAACCCGCAGAUUCCCGGCAUGUUCAACGUCCGGCUCGGCGACUACCUCACUGCGAUCAACGAGAUCUCGACGUACCGCGUCGAGUUUGCGCGCGUCAUCAAGCUCCUCGAGGACGGGCCGCGGCCCGUCGUGCUGCGCUUCAUGCGCGCGGACCUCGACGAUGCCCUACUCGAGUCGUCCCGCGCCAGCGAGGCGUCGACGCGCGAGAGCAGCUUCCGCUUCAGCCGCAUGUCGACCAUGAGCCUCAACCCGAAGCGCGACGACUCGCUCUACAACAUUACAUGGAAGGAAGAGGAUGGCGCGCUCGGCCUCGUCGUCAAGCAAGCUCUGUCGAGUUUUUACCCCGAGGUGACCAAGGUCAAGCCCGAAGGCGCGAUUCUGCGGCAACCCAACAAGGUGCAGAUCGGCGACCUCCUCAUUAGCAUCAACAACAACAACAUCUCCAAGAUGGGCUUCCGGAACGCGAUGCAUUUGCUGCAAAUUGGCCCGAAACCCGUGCUCUUGACCUUCCAGAAGCAGGGCCGCGCGUCCCACGUCGGCGUGCCCGCCAGUAUUUAG